This is a messenger RNA of Colletotrichum destructivum, 1452 nucleotides long. RefSeq names its product Putative glutamine synthetase, catalytic domain, glutamine synthetase domain superfamily. The transcript has 4 exons. Gene Ontology annotation, molecular function: glutamine synthetase activity. Bases 1 to 1452 code for a protein of 483 amino acids. NCBI's taxonomy places the organism in Eukaryota, Fungi, Ascomycota, Sordariomycetes, Glomerellales, Glomerellaceae. The record is from RefSeq and is a predicted model, not a curated record.
AUGGCGCCGUCCAACGACACCAUCACUGUCGAGUCGCUCCCGGAGCUUCUCCGGGACGAUAAUAAAGUGAAGCUGGCUGGUAUCGACGUCGACGGCAUGCUGCGCGGCAAACUCGUCUCCAAAAGCAAGUUCCUGUCCGUCGCCAAGUCGGGCUUUGGCUUCUGCUCCGUCAUCUUUGGUUGGGACAUGCACGACAUGACGUACAUCAAGGAGCUCAAGAUUAGCAACGCCGACAACGGCUACCACGAUCUAAUCGCCGUUCCCGACCUCUCCAGUUUCCGUCGUAUCCCGUGGGAGAACAAUGUGCCCUUCUUCCUCGUCAGCUUCCACGACCCGGAUACUCAGAAGCCCAUCUGCGCGUGCCCCCGUGGCCUAUUGAAGACCGCCCUGGAGAAGUUGCAGGCCAAGGGCUACGGCGCCAUGGCUGGUGCCGAGUACGAGUUCUACCAGUUCAAGGCUCCUGCCCGCUCUGCCGAAUCCACGAGCUCCACGGCCGGAUACCUGCAAGAGAACCCCCCUCAAGCGCUGCCGUCUCUCACCGAGGGCAUGUUUGGUUACAGCUUAACGCGGACCGUCCACAACAACGACUAUUUUUACGACAUCUUUGAGACGUGCUCCCAAUUUAAAUGUGAUAUCGAGGGCUGGCAUACCGAGAGUGGCCCAGGCGUCUUCGAGGCGGCGCUCGAGUUUGGGGAGAUCCAACAGAUGGCUGAUAGGGCCAGUCUGUUCAAGUAUGUCGUCAAGUCGGUCGCGACAAAAUACGGAAUCACCCCGUGUUUCAUGGCCAAGCCAAAGCAGGGCUUGCCCGGGAACAGCGGGCACAUGCACGUCUCCAUCGUCGACAAGGAGGGUAAGAACCUCUUUGCUCGCGAGACCAAGGAUGAGAACCCCCCAUACCCGGACGUCGCUGGACUAUCGGACCUGGGCCGUCAUUUUCUAGCUGGUCUGCUCGAGGGUCUCCCCGACGUCAUGCCUCUGCUGGCGCCCACAGUCAACUCGUACAAGCGCCUGGUUGAGAACUUUUGGGCACCUGUCACUGUUUCGUGGGGUUUGGAGCAUAGAGCCGCGUCGAUACGCCUCAUUGCGCCCCCCACGGCGAAGCCUGGCGCAACUCGCUUUGAGGUCCGUGUUCCUGGUGCGGACACGAACCCUUCUUUUGUGCUCGCGGCAAUUCUUGCUCUGGGCUGGCGAGGUGUUGAGAAGAAAUUGGAAAUCCCUGUUCCGCCUCUGGGCAAGGGUCAAGAUGUGGGCGGCAGCGGUGACAAGGGUAUCAGGCUUGCGAAGAGUCUGCGCGAAGCAAACGACCGAUUUACGCGAAAGGAGAGCAUUGCGAGAGAAGUGUUCGGGGACGACUUCGUCGACCACUUUGGUGGAACAAGAGAUCAUGAGAUCCGCCUUUGGGACGAGGCUGUGACGGACUGGGAGGUGAAGCGAUAUAUCGAGACGGUAUAA